GCGUUACGGGUCGUUUCCGCUAACCGAACUACGGUUAAAGUAUUUAGGAUACUUAGGUUUUAGGAUCCGGUGAGAUUUUUAAUUAAAUAAUAUCUACAGUGAUAAUUUACAACUGUCUCACAAGGGGGCACACGAGUAAAUAAAACAUGAAAUCACGGUUAACGGUGUUCGAGUACAUCCGGGUCAUAACCUAGUGUAUACUUCAUGUUAGCUAACAGUUAGCUACCUCUGUAAGUGUUGACUCUGGUAUGUCUCUUAUUUCUAAAAAGAAGAUUAGUGUUUCUGUGAUUCCUUCUUCUAUUCAGCCUGUCGACGGUCAUGAUCAGGUCAGUGCUGCUGCGAAGGCUAACCACCCACAUCCAGUCCUGUAAAAGAGGAUCAUGUCUACUCACAGGUCGGAUACCUUAUGGGGUGCAGCCUCAUUCACCAGGUCACACACUCACCCAGCAGAGCUCCCAUGGACCCUUUAUACCUAAAAUCACUGGUCUGGUCAGGUACUCGGACUUGUCAACAGAGAAAUACACUGCGAUUUACACCCUGCCGUACAUUAAGCACCUCAGAGCCGCGUCCAGGCUCAAACUGCUCCAAACUGCAUUUACCAUAGUCAUCUUGCCUCCAGUGUUUGUCCUCUACCACCAGGGACUUGUCCCCUUCUCUCUUGUUGGCUACACGACGGGGAUAGCGCUCUUUGCUGGUGUCAUGCUGUACGCUGCCAGUCACUUCUUCAGGAGGGUUGUGGGGAUAAUGUACCUGGACACGUCCCACACCACACUCAAAGUGUCCCACCUCACCUUCUGGGGCAAGCGCCACGAUAUCUACAUUCCUGUGUCAGAUGUUAUGACCAUUUCGGACACGGGGGACGCCGCAGAUGAAAUGCUAUUGACACUAAAGAGAUACAGUAGUCCACAAACGUUCUAUUACUCUACUCAGUUUGGACGAGUGGUGAACAAAGAGGGUUUUGAGAAGGUGUUUGGUCAUACUUAACACUGAAGUCCCCUAUUUACUAUGUUUAAAAUAUAACAUGCUAUAAUGUGAAGGAUCUGUUCUUCAUAAAAAAUGGUUGAUCAAAUGUUAAAGAUUAUACACUGGAAGACUUGCUGUUAUAAUAAGUGAUAUAUUAGCGGUUAUCAGUCAGAUGUGUUUACUGUGAGUAACUAGCAAAUACAUUUUCAGUGGAGCUUGUGAUUCAAAAGUAAGGCUGCAAAUUUGUAGGCCUCUGCAGGACUGUGAGCUUUAGAGUGGAACAACAUGCCAAAGGACCAGCGUUGGAAGUAAUAUGUACUUUUGUCUGUGACUUAAUGUGUGAAGCAGAAAAAAAAGUAAUAUAGAAUUAAAGUCUUCUUGGUAUGAACAGGUAGUCCUAAUGGUUUUCAAAUGUUGCACCUUAAAACAGUAAUGACUAACAAGACACAGUCAUUAGCAGAGUAACAUGAAAUGAUUAGCUAAGGGAAAUCCUUUACUUUACAUUUUAAGGUAAAAUAACGAAGUACAUUACUUAUUAAAAAAACAACCAACAAUGUUAGGGCCUCCGCUGUGAACAGUGACUGACCUGUAUUACAUUAAGAUGUGGGGGAUUUUAUCAUACCAUCACAGAAGAUUAAAAAUGUAGACGUUU
Dicentrarchus labrax (European seabass) is the source of this 1615-nucleotide messenger RNA. RefSeq names its product transmembrane protein 186 (gene tmem186). The record is from RefSeq and is a predicted model, not a curated record. Lineage: Eukaryota; Metazoa; Chordata; Actinopteri; Moronidae. Bases 319 to 984 code for a protein of 221 amino acids. The transcript is spliced from 2 exons. Gene Ontology annotation, cellular component: mitochondrion.